Oncorhynchus nerka (sockeye salmon) is the source of this 1158-nucleotide messenger RNA. RefSeq lists its product as uncharacterized. The coding region runs from base 6 to 650 and encodes 214 amino acids. The record is from RefSeq and is a predicted model, not a curated record. Lineage: Eukaryota; Metazoa; Chordata; Actinopteri; Salmoniformes; Salmonidae. The transcript has a single exon.
GUACCAUGGUUCAAACAUUGAACAAUAUGGAGGAGCUUAGAAAUUCUUCGUUUGGUCGUCCCUCACCCAGGCACGGACUCAAGCUCCUUUUCUGGUUCGCCAACGAUUACAUCGACAUCAAAGAUGACAACCAGAUGGUUGCAAAUUACAACCCCAAAGAGGGCGACUUUGGAUUCCAUCACUUCCAGAACAGACGUGAGUGUGAAAACAAUGUCUGCAAGAGGCUGCUUCCUUUUAGUAAGUACCCAUUCUAUGACGUGGGCAACCUCUACCUCCCAACAUCUAAAUCCUUGCCUAAAUAUGUCAGGAAGUCGAACACUGGUGCCAAAAAUGACAGAAACAUGGACCGCCUCAUCAUCAGUAUGCGUUCAGACAGGAUAGUGGAUAAGGUCUAUGUGACCCAGCACGAGGACCAGAAGAGCUUCGACCCGGUCAACACCUAUUGCAUCAGCAGGGAGUUGCUCAUGAUCAUAUGUGGCCAUUCAUUGAAUAACUUCCUGGAACAGGCGGGCUAUAACACCCAAAAUGUAAUCGCCCCCAGGGAGUCUGGGGAUACCAGGAUUGAUAUGGAAGGUGGAUGCAGAGCUCCACCCAGAGCUGAACCCAGAGCUGCACCAGGCUUCUGGGAAAGCUACUGUACCAUACUGUAACCAGGCUUCUGGGAAAGCUACUGUACCAUACUGUAACCAGGCUUCUGGGAAAGCUACUGUACCAUACUGUAACCAGGCUUCUGGGAAAGCUACUGUACCAUACUGUAACCAGGCUUCUGGGAAAGCUACUGUACCAUACUGUAACCAGGCUUCUGGGAAAGCUACUCUACCAUACUGUAGAUCAGUGUCCUUUAGUCCUGGUCCUGGGGACCCUGAAGGGGGGGACGUUUUAGUUUAUUGCCCCAGCACAUUGCUGUUCAUUAUGGUAUGUUCAGUUCCACUAAUACAUUUAGUCGUUUAUCAGACACUAUUAUCCAGAGUGACUUCAGUGCAUUAAACUAAAGGCAGAUGAACAACAACAUCCUGUAUCACAGUCAGAGGAAGUCAACUGUUUCUGUUACCAUUACUGAGAGGGUUGUUGCUGUUGGGUUCUGCUACUGGCUAAUGUACUUCUGUAUGUUAAAAUACAAAAUACAUGCAUUUUAAUUAAAUACGCUUCAAAAUACAA